CAAAUGUGAAAAGAAUUGCUCUGUAUUGUAGUUAACAAUAUUUAGGGGGUAUAAUGAUAAAUAUCAAAAAUUACCAAAAUGGAGAAAGAUAAGAUAAGAGUAGAACACAGUUUAGUUUUAACCUCAGUGUCCAUCUCUCCGACAAUGGCGAUGUCAAUGGCUGCUGUUUCUUUCCCAUCUCUACACCAGAAACAAACCUUAUCCUCCUCACUCUUCACUCCCACCUUCCUCCCAUCGAAAGCCUCUUCCUUUCUCACCAAACCAUCUCCCAAACGAACCCUCACAAUCUCCAUGUCCAUGGAAGCAGGAAUCGGCGUGAUGGCCUCAAAACUCGGCAUGAUGUCUUUCUUCGAACCAGACGGAACCGUAGUUCCCGUAACCGUAAUCGGAUUCCGCGAAGGCAACAUCGUGACACAGCUCAAAACCCUCGCCACCGACGGAUACGACGCCGUGCAAGUCGGUUACCGUCGCGUACGCGACAAGAAACUAACUAAACCGGAAACCGGUCAUCUCCAAAAAUCCGGUAUAAUCCCUCUUAGACAUCUCCAGGAGUUUCGGUUAACUAACGUUGAAGGGUUCGAACCGAACCAGAAGUUGGUUUUUGACGAGAUUUUUAAAGAAGGUGAUCUUGUUGAUGUGGCCGGGACCACGAUAGGGAAAGGGUUUCAGGGAGGGAUCAAGAGGCAUAAUUUCAAAAGAGGGCAGAUGACUCAUGGUUCUAAGAGUCAUCGAGCUUUGGGGUCGAUUGGUGCGGGGACAACGCCUGGGAGGGUUUACAAAGGGAAGAAGAUGCCUGGGAGGAUGGGAGGGACGAGGACGAAGAUUAGGAAGCUUAGGAUUGUUAAGGUUGAUAAGGAGCUUAAUGUUGUGAUGAUUAAAGGUGCUUUGCCUGGUAAGCCUGGGAAUUUACUCAGGAUAACUCCGGCGAAGAUUGUUGGUGUUAACAUUCCCAAGAACUAGUGGAGACAAGAACUUAAAUCAGUUAUGUCUUUAUCUUGUAUGGGUUUUUGUCGGAAGAUCACAACCAUGUAUGGAGUUUUGAGUUGAAAAUUGAAAUUGUAGAAAUGCUAAAACAUUGUUUUCUUGUUUGAGUUGAAAAAUCACAAGCAUGUAUGGAUUUUGAGUUUAAAAAUGAAUUGUUGAACUUCCAAGUCAUUGUUACUU
Molecule: messenger RNA, 1164 nt
Organism: Eruca vesicaria subsp. sativa (arugula)
Lineage: Eukaryota; Viridiplantae; Streptophyta; Magnoliopsida; Brassicales; Brassicaceae
Source: the annotation of a GenBank genome assembly